AUGAUUCUUUCUUUGUUUUACAGUUUGCAUAAAGUCCUAAUGGAUCUGCAGAAUCAGCAGCUGGCCCAGUUAGCUGACUGGCUGACAAAAACAGAGGAAAGAACAAAGAAAAUUGAUAUGGAGCCCUUAGGUCCAGAUCUAGAGGACCUAAAACGACAAGUCGAAGAGCAUAAGGCAUUUCAAGAAGAUCUGGAACAGGAACAAGUCAAGGUGAAUUCUCUAACCCAUAUGGUAGUGGUGGUGGAUGAAAACACUGGAGACAGAGCUACUGCUGCGCUGGAAGAGCAACUGCAGCACUUUGGGAAACGGUGGGCAGCCAUCUGCAGGUGGACAGAGGACCGAUGGUUCCUGCUGCAGGACAUUCUGCGCAAAUGGCAGCAUUUUGCAGAAGAGCAGUGCCUUUUUGAUGUAUGGCUUACUGAGAAAGAGGAUGCCGUGAGCAAAAUUCAUCCAACUGGCUUUGAGGAUCAAAAUGAGAUGCUGACCAGUCUAAGCAAAUUAGCUAUCUUAAAAGGAGACCUAGAAAUGAAAAGGCAAAUGAUGAGUAAGCUGAAGUUGCUCAGCCAAGAUAUCCUUGUAGCUGUGAAAAAUAAAGCAGUGGCUCAAAAGCUGGAAAGUCGUCUUGAAAAUUUUGCCCAGCGCUGGGAUAGCCUUGUGCAGAAGGUGGAGAGCUAUUCUAAGCAGAUUUCGCAGGCUGUCACCACCACUCAGACAUCAGUAACACAGACAACUGUGAUGGAAACUGUAACUAUGGUGACCACGAGAGAACAAAUCCUGGUUAAGCAUGCUAAAGAGGAGCUCCCACCACCUCCACCCCACAAAAAAAGGCAACUCCUUGUGGAUUCAGAAAUUAGAAAGAGGUUUGACGCGGACAGCACGGAGCUGCACAGCUGGAUGACGCGCGCGGAAGCCGUGCUGCAGAGCCCCGAGUUCACGCUCUGCCGGAGGGAAGGCAAUCUCUCAGACCUCAGGGAGAGACUCAAUGCCAUCCAGAGGGAGAAGCCUGAGAAGUACAGGAAGCUGCAGGAUGCCAGCAGAUCAGCUGAGGCCCUGGUGGAGCAGAUGGUGAAUGAGGAUCUGAAUCCUGACAGCAUUAGACAAGCCUCAGAGCAGCUGAAGAGUCGCUGGAUUGAGUUCUGUCAGUUGCUGAGUGAACGACUGGCAUGGCUGGAGUACCAAAAUAAAAUCAUUGACUUCUACUCUCAGCUGCAGCAACUGGAGCAGACAACAAUUACUGCAGAAAACUGGCUGAAAGCACAACCCACACCAGCAGCAGAUCCUGCUACAGUAAAAACUCAGUUAGAAAAAUGCAAGGAUGAAAUCAUCAGAAUGUCAACCCUUCAGCCUCAGAUCGAACGGCUAAAGGCUCAAAGUCAGGCCCUGAAAGAGAAGGAACAAGCACCAGUGUUUCUGGAUGCUGACCUUGCUGCUUUUACCAGCCAUUUCAAACAAAUAUUUGCUGACAUGCAUGCCAGAGAAAAGCAGCUACAGAUGAUUUGUGACAGUUUGCCUCCUGCACACUACAAAGAGACAAUCAGCACCAUACUUGUGUGGAUCCAGCAGUCAGAGACCAAACUCUCCGUGCCUCAGGUUGCGCUUGCGGAGUAUGAAGUCAUGGAUCAGAGACUCAGUGAGCUCAAGGCUUUACAAAGUUCUCUGCAAGAGCAGCAGAAAGGCCUGAACUAUCUCAGCACAACUGUGGAAGAUCUGUCCAGGAAAGCCCCUUCAGACGUCAGUCAGCAGUAUCGAUCGGAGAUGGAGGUGAUCCUUGGCCGCUGGAAGAAGCUGUCAGCACAGCUGGUGGAGCAGUGCCAGAAACUCGAGGAGCGAAUGACCAAACUCCAGAGAUUCCAGAAUGACACCAAAACACUGAAGAAGUGGAUGGCUGAAGUGGAUGUUUUCCUGAAGGAAGAGUGGCCUGCCCUUGGAGAUUCAGAAGCGCUGGAAAAGCAACUUGAGCAAUGUACAGCUUUAGUAAAUGAUAUCCAGACAAUCCAGCCCAGUCUGAACAGUGUUAAUGAGGUUGGAAAGAAAAUGAAGAGUGAAGCAGAGCCAGAAUUCACUUCCAGAAUAGAGGCAGAGCUAAAGGAUCUCAAUGCUCAAUGGGAUCACAUUUGCCAACAGGCCUAUGCUAAGAAGGCUGCACUGAAAGGUGGUUUGGAUAAAACUGUGAGUCUCAGGAAGGAUUUGUCAGAGAUGCAUGAGUGGAUAACACAGGCUGAGGAAGAAUAUCUGGAAAGAGAUUUUGAGUACAAAACACCUGAUGAGUUACAGAAAGCCGUUGAGGAACUGAAGAGGGCCAAGGAGGAAGCCAUGCAGAAAGAAGUGAAAGUGAAGCUUAUUACAGAUUCUGUGAAUAAUUUUAUAGCAAAGGCUCCACCUGCAGCUCAUGAGGCUUUGAAAAAGGAGCUCGAUGUUCUAAUUGGCAGCUACCAGAGACUUUGCAGCAGGCUAAAUGGGAAGUGGAAAACUUUGGAGGAGGUAUGGGCAUGUUGGCGUGAAUUGUUGUCGUAUUUGGAUGCAGAAAAUAAAUGGUUGAAUGAGAUUGAGCUGAAACUCAAGGCAACUGAAAAUGUCCAGGGAGGUGCAGAAGAGAUUUCUGAGUGCUUGGAUUCUUUGGAACGUUUAAUGAGACAUCCGGAAGAUAAUCGCAAUCAGAUUCGGGAAUUGGCUCAGACCUUAACUGAUGGUGGAAUUUUGGAUGAACUGAUCACUGAGAAACUUGAGAAGUUCAAUACUAUGAGUGGCAAAAAGAUGCGCAAUUUAUCGUACAGAAAGGCUGUGAGAAGACAGAAGAGUCUUGAACAGAGUAUUCAAUCUGCGCAGGAGACUGACAAAACCCUUCGCUUGCUCCAGGAGUCUCUUGCUGCCAUCGACAAACAGCUCUUGGCCUAUGCUGCAGACAGGGUGGAUGCAGCACAGGUCCCUCAGGAAGCUCUGAAAAUACAAUCCGAAUUAACAAGCCACGAGAUUAGUUUGGAAGAAAUGAAGAGACGAAACCGAGGUAAAGACGCUGCCAAGAGAGUCCUUUCCCAGAUUGAUGUGGCACAGAAAAAGCUGCAGGACGUGUCGCUGAGGUUCCGCCUGUUCCAGAAACCAGCCAACUUCGAGCAGCGCCUGCAGGAGUGCAGGAGGAUCCUGGAGGAGGUGAAGCUGCAGGUGCCCAGGCUGGAGAUGAGGAGUGUUGAGCAGGAAGUGGUACAAUCACAGUUGGAUCAUUGCAUGAAAUUGUAUAAAAACCUGAGUGAGGUGAAGUCUGAAGUGGAAACGGUGAUCAAAACUGGGAGGCAGAUUGUGCAGAAGCAGCAGACAGAGAACCCAAAGGAACUGGAUGAAAGACUCACAGCUUUGAAGCUGCAAUAUAAUGAACUGGGUGCAAAGGUGACAGAAAAAAAGCAAGAGUUAGAGAAGUGCUUGAAAUUGUCCCGGAAGCUGCGAAAAGAAAUGACUGCUCUGACAGAAUGGCUCGCAGCAACCGACGCAGAGCUGACCAAGAGAUCGGCGGCGCAGGGCAUACCUGGCAACCUGGAUGCUGAAAUGGCCUGGGGCAAGGCGACCCGGAAGGAGAUUGAGAAACGCCAGGCACAUCUUAAGAGCAUCAGUGAUUUGGGAGAGAAUUUGAAGACAGUGCUGAAAGGAAGGGAAAGUCUAGUGGAGGAUAAACUCAGCCUGCACAGUAACGAAUAUCAAAAGCACAUGGAGGCUUUUGAUCAGAAUGUAGCUAAUGUCACAACUUGGAUGUAUCGUGCUGAAAUACUGUUGGAUGAAUCUGAUAAACAAAAAGCCCAGCAAAAAGAGGAAAUUCUUAAGCGCUUAAAGGCUGAGCUGAAUGACUUGCAUCCCAAGGUGGACUCUGUGCGUGCCCAGGCCAGAGACCUGAUGACAAACCGUGGGGAUCACUGCAGGAAAGUAAUAGAGCCCAAACUCUCAGAGCUCAACCAGCGGUUGGAGGCUAUAUUGCAGAGAAUUAAGAGUGGAAAGCCCUUCAUUCCUGUGAAGGAAUUGGAGCAAUUUGACUUCGAUCUACAAAAAAUGCUUGAACCAUUGGAGGCUGAAAUUCAGCAGGGGGUGAAUCUGAAAGAGGAGGACUUCAAUAAAGAUAUGAGUGAAGAGGACGAGAAGACAGUGAAAGAAUUGCUCCAGAGGGGUGAGAGGCUUCAAAAGGGAGUCACAGACGAGAGAAAACGUGAAGAAAUAAAGACCAAACAGCAGCUGUUGCAGACUAAACAUAAUGCCCUCAAGGACUUGAGAUCUCAAAGAAGAAAAAAGGCUUUAGAGAUUUCUCAUCAAUGGUAUCAAUACAAGAGACAGGCUGAUGACCUAAUGACGUGGCUGGAUGACAUUGAGAAAAAGUUAGCCGGUCUACCAGACCACAAAGAUGAGCAGAAGCUGAAGGAGAUUGGUGGAGAGUUGGAGAAGAAGAAGGAAGAUCUGACCGCGGUGCACAGACAGGCUCAGCGCCUGUCUGAGGAUGGGGCUGCAAGGGCAGUGGAGCCAACCCUGGCACAGCUCAGCAAGCGCUGGCAAGAGUUUGAGAGCAAAUUUGCUCAGUUUCGAAGACUCAACUAUGCACAAAUUCAAACAGUUCGUGAAGAUACAAGUUUUGUGAUGACUGAAACUGUGACUGUGGAAACCACUCAUGUGCCUUCUACAUACCUGGCAGAGAUCCUUCACCUUCUGCAGGCCUUGUCUGAAGUAGAAGAGCGCCUUAAUUCUUCUGUUCUGAAGGCUAAGGAUUGUGAGGAUCUCUUCAAACAAGAGGAGUGUCUCAAGAGCAUUAAAGACAGCCUGGGGAGACUGCAGGGUCAUGCAGACAUUAUUCAAAAGAAGAAGACACCAGCUUUGCAAAGUGCUACACCAAAGGAGGCAGCAAAUGUACAAGAAAAGCUGACUCAGCUUAAUUUUCAGUGGGAGAAAGUUAACAAGAUGUACAGGGACCGACAAGCGCGGUUUGACAAAUCCUUGGAAAAGUGGCGACUUUUUCAUUCUGACAUGAAGAGCUUUAAUCAUUGGCUAACUGAAACUGAGGAGAAGCUGUCAAGAGCACAGAUAGAGGCUGGAGACGUGGGGCAUGUGAAAACCAGGCAAUUUAUCCAGGAGCUUCAGGAUGGCAUUGGGCGACAGCAGACUUUUGUCCAAACACUGAAUGGAACUGGGGAGGAGAUCAUUGAGCAGUCAUCAACAGCAGAUGCUAAGGUGCUGAAGGAACAACUGGGAAGUUUGAAUAGCCGGUGGCAGGAGAUCUGCAGACAGCUGGUGGAGAAAAAAAAGAGGCUAGAGGAAGAAAAGAAUAUUGUAUCAGAAUUUCAAGAGGACUUGAACAAGUUGGUUUUAUGGUUAGAGGAAACAGACCAUACUAUUGGUAUUCCCCUUGAACCAGGGAAUGAAGACCAGUUGAGAGAUUGCCUGAGCAAAGUGAAGUUAAGAGUUGAAGAGCUGCCGCCCCACAAGGGAAUACUGAAACGAUUAAAUGAAAGUGGAGGAAUAGCACUUGGAAGUGCAUCACUGAACCCAGACAAGAAACAUAAGCUUGAGAGUACACUGAAGGAGGCUAACCAUCGUUUGUUAAAGGUGUCCAAAGAUCUUCCAGAGAAACAAAAAGAAAUAGAGAUUUUACUAAAGGAUUUCAUUGAACUUGAUCAACAGCUAAAUCAGGUGAUAUUGUGGGUAACACCUGUCAAGAACCAGCUGGAGCUUUAUAACAAAGUGGGUCAGCCAGGAGCCUUUGAUAUUAAGGAAACUGAAGCAGCAGUGCAGGCGAAGCAGCCGAAUGUGGAAGAGGUUUUGUCUAAAGGGUGCCAUUUGUACAGGGAAAAACCAGCCACUCAUCCGGUGAAGAAAAAGUUAGAAGACUUGAAUGCUGACUGGAAGGCAAUAAACCACUUAAUUCAACAACUAAAGGAAAAACCAGCAUUAGCAGCAUUGGGUCAUCUCUCUGCAGCUGUCUUAACUCCUGGUGAAACUGUUGCUGUGGAUACACAAACCAGGGUAACCAAGGAAACCACCACCUUCAAACCAGAAAUGCCAUCUUCUGUGCUUUUGGAGGUUCCAGCCUUGGCUGACUUCAACAAGGCAUGGGCAGAGCUCACUGACUGGCUGUCUCGACUGGAUCGAGAGAUAAAAUCUCAGAGAGUCAGAGUAGGUGAUCUUGAUGACAUCAACGACAUGAUCAUCAAACAAAAGGAAAUACUACAGGAUCUGGAGCAAAGACGUCCCCAGCUGGAUGAUCUAAUAACUGCAGCACAAAAUCUAAAAAACAAGACGAGCAAUCAAGAGGCCAGAACAAUAAUUACUGACCGCA
Messenger RNA from Acanthisitta chloris (rifleman), 6301 nucleotides. Its product is annotated as dystrophin-like. The annotation marks the transcript as partial. The record is from RefSeq and is a predicted model, not a curated record. Lineage: Eukaryota; Metazoa; Chordata; Aves; Passeriformes; Acanthisittidae. The transcript has 42 exons. Gene Ontology annotation, cellular component: plasma membrane. Gene Ontology annotation, molecular function: protein binding. Gene Ontology annotation, biological process: synaptic signaling.